Penaeus monodon (black tiger shrimp) is the source of this 2147-nucleotide messenger RNA. RefSeq names its product hypoxanthine-guanine phosphoribosyltransferase-like. Bases 147 to 803 code for a protein of 218 amino acids. The transcript has 6 exons. The record is from RefSeq and is a predicted model, not a curated record. Gene Ontology annotation, biological process: hypoxanthine metabolic process; GMP salvage; purine ribonucleoside salvage. Gene Ontology annotation, molecular function: hypoxanthine phosphoribosyltransferase activity; magnesium ion binding. NCBI's taxonomy places the organism in Eukaryota, Metazoa, Arthropoda, Malacostraca, Decapoda, Penaeidae.
CGAAGCAGGAUGUCUGUGACUCUACUCUAUGGGGGAGGAGAGGGAGGGAGGGAGAGGGGGAUGGCUGAGUCUACUCUAGACAUCCAGUCUUGCCUCCCUCAGUCUUGCCUCACUCGCCCUGGUAGACACACACCCCCGGCUUUGCAAUGGAUUCGUGUGUGCAGAUUCCUGAUAAAUACAGUGGUUAUGCCCUGUCACACUUCUGCGUUCCCAAGCAUUAUGAAGAUGACCUGGAGGAUAUCAUGAUACCUUGGGGUCUUAUUCAGGACAGAACAGAAAGGUUGGCUCGAAACAUUUUCCAAGAUGUCAGAGAUGAACCACUAACAGCUCUCUGUGUCCUAAAAGGCGGCUACCGCUUUUAUACAGAUCUGUUAGAGAAAAUCACAACCCUAAACCGAUCACAUGGUUCUGUGUCAGUCCCAAUCAAUGUGGAUUUUAUCAGACUAAAGAGUUAUGAGAAUGAGGAAUCAACCGGAGAAAUCCGUGUCGUUGGUGGAGACAACCUCAAUGGGCUUCGCGGACAAAAUGUAUUAGUUGUAGAAGAUAUCAUCGAUACUGGCCGUACCAUGGAGAAGCUGUUGGCCAUCCUAGCAAAACAUGGGCCAAAAUCUGUGAGAGUUGCAUCUUUGCUAGUCAAGAGACGACAAGGAUCCACUGGGUAUCGCCCUGACUACACUGGUUUUGAAAUCCCUGAUAAAUUUGUUGUUGGGUAUGCCUUGGACUACAAUGAAUACUUCAGGGACCUUAAUCAUAUAUGUGUGAUCAAUGAAAAUGGCAAGAAGAAAUAUGCCGUUACUCAUUAGCAAACUCUUUCCAGUACAGUGAAGAAUAUUGCUAAAAAUUCCAGCAUUGUGUUUGGCAUAACUGUUGAUGUCACAGAAAAUAAGUAAAAGGUAUCACAACUUAUCUCCUAAGCAUGGCUUCUGUGUUUCUAAUUUUUAAAUGUUAAAUUGCAUGCAGUUGAGGCAUACUUUGUUGCAUAGUCUGCUAAGUUAUUAUUGAAAUUUACUGCAGUUGUUAUAGAAUUAGUCUUUGAAUUGUGGAAGAAUAUACUGUAAUACAGCUAGAUGAACGGACUGCAGCAGAAUCCAAAAUCAACAUUUUUUUUUUAUCAAGAAUAAUGACAUUCAGCUUGAUCUUGCAUGUAAAAAUGUAGAUAAAUAGAAUACUUGGAAUAUAUAAAAAGAUUUGUUAAGCUAUUGAAAUUACUAGUUAUGAGCAUAUUUAAAAUUCUCAUCUUCCAACGAGUUCCUCCAAGGCAGAAUGAAUUCUCACACACACACACACACACACACACACACACACACACACACACACACACACACACACACACACACACACACACACACACACACACACACACACACACACACACACACAGAGUGAGUGAGUGAGUGAGUGAGUGAGUGAGUGAGUGAGUGAGUGAGUGAGUGAGUGAGUGAGUGAGUGAGUGAGUGAGUGAGCGAGCGAGCGAGCGAGUGAGCGAGAGCUUUAUCAGAUUUGGAUAGGAAGAGCUAGUGCCAUGCACCUAAAAUGGAAUCCUAUUAAUACCGUAUUUGCUAUAAUUUUGGUGAUAUUAAAAAGUUAAGACAGUUUUUAUAUUCUUCUGUAAUACUUUUCACUUAAAAAAAUCUAUUGUAUCCUAAAAUUUGCCAUGAGUACAUAGCACUAAUUUCAGCCAUUUAUUUGUUAAGCUUAUUAGCAAUCAGUGUUUACUUUAUAAUAGGAAAUUUCUACAUUCUUGUAUCUAACAUUCCUUUUUCAGCAACUUUAUAGGAUCUUAGCAAAAACAUAUAUAUACGUGUUUGUGAGAAAAGUAAAAUAGUAAACGGUUGUUGGAAACUCAGAACUAAUCUGCAUUUACUGCAACAGUUCUGAGAUUUAGAUAUUUUAUUGAUAUUAGCAAAAUGGAUUCUGUUUUAGGAUUCUGUUUAUAUAUAUAUUUUUAUGUAAGAUUGUUUUUAUAAUUAUGUUAAAUGUUAAUUCAAAAAAGAACAUUUUCUAUAUCAUAUAUAGACCAUGAUUUCUUUCAGAAAAUUUUAUAUGUAAAAAGAUUACUAUUUUUGCACUAAAACAGGGAAUCAUAGACAACUAUACUAUCCUCAUCAAUUUGUAUAGCGUGGAAAGUAAAUAAAAUUUCAAAGUUA